AUGGAAAGGGUCGAGGUUCUGAGAUCACUAUUACAAUUAUCUUGCGAAGAUAAAUAUAUCACUCAGCUUGAUGGUGAACUUACUACUUACUUUGAUCUUCUUACUGGUGUCAUUGUGGAAUCCAAUGACUCAAUGUCUCCAUAUUCUCUGGCUUCGGAUGAAAUGUUUAUCUUGACUUUGAAAUGUCUCGUAAAUUUCUGCGCACGGACUGACCUCGCUAAAAGACUUUUUGAGUGUAGCAAAGCAAAACGGAGAGUUGAUCUUCUUACCUGCCUAGUUUCAUUUGCAUUUUCUGAUGUUAAGGAAGAUUCGCGAAACCUUGGUACUUCCCUUCUUGUUAACCUUACGACAAUUUCUGAAUGGGUGGAUAUUUUCUGUAAUGAACCUUUCGCGAAUAUUAUUUGUGGGAAAUUCAUUAACAAACGUAGUCCUUCUUGUUUGGAACUGAAACUCAUUCUCAAUCUUACAUCGUCGGCUAGGAUGCGACGGUAUAUUUGUGAAGAACGGUCUGCAUUGUCUACACUUCUUCGUCUUUUAUCUGAAAUUUCCGACGCAGAAUCUCGAAUGGCAAUUGCUGGAAUCUUCAGAAAUUGUUCUUUUGAAGAAGAAUACCAUGGUCGAAUUUGUUUUUUAUCGAACGAUAUUUUGUCCGAAGUUCUUGUGCGCUUAUGCGAUCAAAGUGAUGAUAUCUCUGAAGGUGAUCGCAGCAAGCUACCUGAUCGAGUUCGCGAAGUUUACGAAUUAAAAAUAGCGAAGAGAGAGGAGGAUGUUGGGGUUAAAAUUGCCCUUUGUGAAUCCCUGCUCCAGUUAUGCGCAACGAAGGAUGGUCGUUCUCAUCUACGAAGUUUGGGAGUUUAUUUCAUCCUUCGCGAAAUGCAUCGUCAGGAAUGCCUUCGUGAAGAGGAACUAGAUAAAUCUGGUCGGAAAACUGAGCUUCGUGCACAAAAGGGACUUGUUUACACUAUUGAACAAGUUGUAGAUCAGUUAAUUUGUGAAGAAAAUGAACGACCUGGUUUUAAAAGUCUUCGUGAUGUCCCUCUUGAUGCUCAAACUGAGGAGAAAUUGGAGAAGGUUAAGACCGAUUUUGUGAACGUUAACUAA
This is a messenger RNA of Rodentolepis nana, 1101 nucleotides long. NCBI's taxonomy places the organism in Eukaryota, Metazoa, Platyhelminthes, Cestoda, Cyclophyllidea, Hymenolepididae. The record is from the annotation of a GenBank genome assembly.